Messenger RNA from Ascochyta rabiei, 2577 nucleotides. RefSeq lists its product as uncharacterized. The transcript has 6 exons. Bases 1 to 2577 code for a protein of 858 amino acids. Lineage: Eukaryota; Fungi; Ascomycota; Dothideomycetes; Pleosporales; Didymellaceae. The record is from RefSeq and is a predicted model, not a curated record.
AUGCUGGAUCUUCAAGCAUACGUCCCUAGGGACCCAUUCCAGCAGCUGACAUUGUCUCUGGGUGUCCUUGGCCUAUUUCUUGUUACCAUCUUUUUUCUCGCACUCAGACCCAGAAGCAAGACAGAGCCGACAAACAGCAUAGAAGCUCACCUAAAGUUCAUCUACAACUGUUUUCUUAAACCGCACACAGGUGACGGCACUGGAAGUCAGCAGGAUGCUUUGGAGAGCUUCUACAAAGCCCAAGCUAGCGUUUACGAUGCCACUCGCGUACGGCUUCUUCGCGGUCGUGAGGACAUGUUAGGUUUAGUUGCAGCACAAUUGAAGCACCGAGCUGAGGCUGGCCUCAUCUCUCAGCGCCCAGUCUGGGUUGAUAUCGGUGGUGGCACUGGUUGGAAUGUGGAGCAGAUGAACAGCUUCAUCUCAGUGCCAGAAAUUUUCCGCGCAGUUUAUAUCGUUGACCUUUCUCCAAGCCUCUGCGAGAUGGCUCGUAAGCGCUUCGCUCGUCUUGGAUGGAAAAACGUCAAGGUCAUCUGUCAAGAUGCACGCGCUUUCCGCCUCCACGAACACGAAGCCCAGGCCUACGAGCGAAAAGAAUACAAGGUCAAGGGACACAAAGUGCGCGAUCUUGAUGAGAAUGCAGACGCUGGUGGAGCUGAGCUCGUCACUAUGAGCUACGCUCUGUCGAUGAUUCCAGAGUUCUACCCGGUGAUCGACUCGAUCGAGAGUCUCUUGAGCCCCAACGGUGUUGCGGGUGUGGUAGACUUCUACGUGCAGAACCAGAUCGACUUCAGGGGUCGAAAUUACAUCGGUGGUGCGAUAGAUCGCCAUUGUAUGUGGCUUUCGAGGGUAUUCUGGCGAACUUGGUUUGAGAUCGACCGCGUCAACCUCGAAGCUGCGAGAAGAGACUACCUUGAGUAUCGAUUUGGUACUGUCUUGAGCAUCAACGCCCGCAAUAACUUCUUCUGUACUGGCAUCAAGCUUCCCUACUACAUCUGGGUUGGCUGCCCCAAAGACAGUGGCGCCUCAACAAAGAAGCUCGCAGAGAUCGACGCAGCUGCUACAGAAUCGCCAUAUCUCUCCGCUCUUGACCUCCAAACUGGCGCCACGCAGACCGAUAUUGAGAUUCAUUCCAAAGCAUACGAGUCGGCCAUUGUGAAUCUUCAGUCUUCGCUUCCUUUACCGGCUACCUGGUAUCAAAACCACCACUGGCGUAUUCACUACGACUCGACACUUCUCAAACACGCUCGGUUUAACAACUCGUACAUCUACGCAUUCACUUGGGAGGACGACGUUGCGGACCACCGUAUCUUGAAGCCCAGUGCCAACGAUGUCAUCCUCGCCAUCGGAUCGGCAGGCGACAACAUAUUGUCUUUCUGUCUUGCAAACCCACGCCGAGUCCACGCUGUCGAUCUCAACCCAUCACAAAACCACCUUCUUGAACUCAAGGUCGCCUCACUCACUGCUCUUGGAUAUCAAGACGUGUGGAAGCUAUUUGGCGAAGGCAAACACGGUGACUUCAAGAACAUACUGAUUCAGAAGUUGAGCCCUCACCUCUCAAGUGAAGCCUUCCAAUUCUGGCUCCACAACGGUCCCUCGGUUUUCUCCUCAUCUUCCAAGGGCCUCUACUACUCCGGUGGCUCUGGUAAUGCCCUCGCCAUGGGAGGCUGGCUCUUCCGCCUCCUUGGCAUGUCUUCCGAUGUCAAGAAAUUGUGCGCAGCACAAACACUCAACGAACAGCGCGAAAUCUGGCAGCGCAGCAUCAAAACAGUCUUACACUCCAAGAUUCUCACCUACUGCAUCCUUGGCAAUGAAAAGUGGCUCUGGAAAGCCCUCGGUGUUCCACCCGCUCAACGCGCCGUCAUCGAAGCCGACUUCAUCAAGACAGCCGACUUCUCUGAAACCAAGACAGCAAAGAAGAAUGCGGGUGAAGAGUACAUGGCGUUCCAUGAAGAGCCAUCCGACGAAGCGUUGAAGAGCAGCUCGGGCAACGCCAUUUACGAAUAUGUCCUCAAUACUUUCGAACCUGUCAUCAACACCACGCUCCUCAGCACUCAGAAUCAUUACUACCUCCUCACUCUCUUGGGCCACUACACACCGAGUUCUCACCCCACGUACCUCUCUCCCAAGAGCCACGUCAAACUCAGCAAACCCAACGCGUUCAACGGUCUGCGCAUCCAUACCGACGAGAUCAGCGAGGUUAUCGCGCGUAUGCGACCAUCUACUCUGACCAUUGUUGUGGUUAUGGACAGCAUGGACUGGUUCCCUCCGACAGGACAACAGGCAGUCAAGCAGAUUCGCGCGUUGAACAAGGCGCUGAAAGUCAAAGGCAGGGUCAUGUUGAGGAGUGCGGGGUUGGAGCCGUGGUAUCUCAAGGUAUUUGGAGAGAACGGAUUUAGCUGUAAGAGGGUUGCUGUGCGGGUGCCGGGCAGCUGUAUCGAUCGGGUCAAUAUGUAUGCGUCAACGUGGAUCUGCACUAAGGAGGUUGGUCUUGAGCAGGAAGACAUCAAGACCCGUACGAGGCAGACCAGCCUAGCUGAGUUGGAGCUCGAGGCACCAGCUAUGCAUGUGGAUGAAUAG